Drosophila kikkawai is the source of this 2204-nucleotide messenger RNA. It is a transcript of the gene Pdi, whose product is annotated as protein disulfide isomerase. Gene Ontology annotation, molecular function: protein disulfide isomerase activity. Lineage: Eukaryota; Metazoa; Arthropoda; Insecta; Diptera; Drosophilidae. Gene Ontology annotation, cellular component: endoplasmic reticulum. Gene Ontology annotation, biological process: response to endoplasmic reticulum stress; protein folding. The record is from RefSeq and is a predicted model, not a curated record.
UGAUUAGUGGCCACACUGCUCGCAUCUCGAUUCAAGUUGUUCAAUUCAGGCAAGCGACAAAUUUCAUUUCGAUUUUUACUUGUUACCGGGCAAGUUCAGCGCAGUGCGAUCCCAGUUCUUGAUUCUGCUGCUCCAGACACAUAGUCGGCUACUUGGAAGACCCGCGAUGAAAUUCCUGAUCUGUGCCCUGCUAGUGGCGGCGUCCUACGUGGCCGCCGCGUCCUCCGAGGAGGUCAAGGUGGAGGAGGGAGUGCUGGUGGCGACGGUGGACAACUUCAAGCAGUUGAUUGCCGACAACGAAUUCGUGCUGGUUGAGUUCUAUGCCCCAUGGUGCGGACACUGCAAGGCUCUGGCUCCCGAAUACGCCAAGGCUGCCCAACAGCUGGCCGAGAAGGAUUCGCCCAUCAAGCUGGCCAAGGUCGAUGCCACCGUUGAGGGUGAGCUCGCCGAGCAGUAUGCUGUGCGCGGCUAUCCCACUCUGAAGUUCUUCCGCAGCGGUGCUCCCGUGGAGUACAGCGGUGGUCGCCAGGCCGCUGACAUUAUUGCCUGGGUGAACAAGAAGACCGGACCUCCGGCCAAGGAUCUGACCAACGUUGCUGAUGCCGAGCAGUUCCUUAAGGACAACGAGAUCGCCAUCAUUGGAUUCUUCAAGGAUACCGAGUCGGAGGAGGCCAAGACCUUCACCAAGGCCGCCAACGCCCUGGACUCGUUCGUCUUUGGUGUGAGCAGCAAUGCCGACGUGAUUGCCAAGUACGAGGCCAGCGAUAACGGAGUGAUCCUGUUCAAGCCCUUCGAUGACAAGAAGUCCGUGUUCGAGGGUGAGCUGACCGAGGAGAGCCUGAAGAAGUUCGCCCAGGUGCAGUCCCUGCCCCUGAUCGUUGACUUCAACCACGAGUCUGCUUCCAAGAUCUUCGGUGGCUCAAUCAAGUCGCACCUGCUGUUCUUCGUCUCCAAGGAGGCCGGACACAUCGAGAAGUACGUGGAUCCUCUGAGGGAGAUCGCCAAGGAGUACCGCAACGACAUCCUGUUCGUGACCAUCUCGUCCGAUGAGGAGGACCAUACCCGCAUCUUUGAGUUCUUCGGCAUGAACAAGGAGGAGGUGCCCACCAUCCGUCUGAUCAAGCUGGAGGAGGACAUGGCCAAGUACAAGCCCGAGUCGAAUGAUCUGUCCGCCGAGACCAUCGAAGCCUUCCUCAAGAAGUUCCUCGACGGCAAGCUGAAGCAGCACCUGUUGUCCCAGGAUCUGCCCGAGGACUGGGAUAAGAACCCCGUCAAGGUGCUGGUCUCCAGCAACUUUGAGAGCGUUGCCCUGGACAAGAGCAAGAGCGUGCUGGUUGAGUUCUACGCCCCAUGGUGCGGUCACUGCAAGCAGCUGGCCCCCAUCUACGACCAGCUGGCCGAGAAGUACAAGGACAACGAGGACAUCGUCAUUGCCAAGAUGGACUCAACCGCCAACGAGCUUGAGAGCAUCAAGAUCUCAUCCUUCCCCACGAUCAAGUACUUCCGCAAGGAUGACAACAAGGUCAUCGAUUACAAUCUGGACAGGACCCUCGACGAUUUCGUCAAGUUCCUCGAUGCCAACGGUGAUGUGGCUGAUACUGAGCCCGUCGAGGAGACCGAGGAGGAGGAGGAGGCGCCCAAGAAGGACGAAUUGUAAAUCCAACACACACACAUACACACCCAAACACACAAAACAAACGAAGAAAAUCCAACAAAUAUGAACAGCAACAUCCGUGCAACAAACAACAAAAAUGCCACAACUAGCAACGUACAUUCUGUAGUUUAUUCCUAACAACGUCUUCUCCGGCGUCGUCUGCUCGCCUGCUGUCGCCCCCGCCCAGAGUUUCCCCAUCCCCCGGCUGAGUUUUUGUCAGUCAUUGGGGCGAUGGGGUCAGCUGGGAGGGGGGCGACGUUCCGGCUGCGGCGCCAUCAAAGCAUUUUUCCCGCCCACGGUUUUUAAUUCGCAAUACUUACUAAUUUCUGUUUGUUGUAUGUAUUUGCAACUCCAGAUUUUAUUUAACGCUCUCUGCGCGAUGUUACGUCCGUCGAUUUGCGUGAAACUUAACAACAAUUCAGUUUUAAUGAAGAAGAGCGAUAAAUUUUAAUAUGUAAUUCUUUAAGUUUUCUAUUUUGGAAUUUUUAGAAUCAUUGAAAGAACUGAUUAAGAACGUAACAAAUAAAGUUGGUAAACAACAUUAAAACAA